Molecule: messenger RNA, 732 nt
Organism: Sphaeroforma arctica JP610
Lineage: Eukaryota; Ichthyosporea; Ichthyophonida
Exons: 2
Coding region: 1-732 (243 amino acids)
Source: RefSeq, a predicted model, not a curated record
AUGGAGAAUGAUGCCGCUCGGCAGGACUCUGAAGUAAUUGAUUAUAAGUCCUUUUUUGCACUCGGUCCAGGAAUGUUCACGGCACCGGCUGCUGUCACUCCGAUAAAACCACCUCACAAUGAGACGCCGGCGGACAAGAAGAUUCGUCGAGCCGCAGAGAAACUUUUACGAGCCGAGUCCAUGGCAAAGAUCGCUGCUGCGAAAAAUGCUGGGCGUGCCCAGGGAUUGAUUCGUGCCCUCGAUGCUGUCAACCACACCGAACUAGAGGCGGUUUUCAAUAAACUGAAAUUCGCAAUUGAUGCGAUAGAAGAUUUUAUUAAGGAAGUUGUCAAGGAUACAUUGUAUGCUCCCGUGUGGUCGUUGGCAGCAACCUACGAGCUCAACGGAUUAACAGGUGUCCUUGACUGGACACGCCAGAUGCGGAUCCAGUCUGGUGAUUCAUUUUCUCUUCAACCUGUACCGUAUCCAUCUGGGCGAAUGCAGCCACCGCACGUGCACAUGAUCGUCUCUAGAGUCGCAUCCGGUGACUUUGUCGACAAGCGGUCAGCAGGGAGUAACCCGCUCUCCAAGCAGCAAUAUAAGUUGGCUCAACAGGAGAAGAAAAAUCGUCAGCGAUAUCUGGCUGAGAAGCAGGAUCACCUAGAUAAAGACCCAGCCAUAGAGAGCGUGACAGAUGUGGAAGAUAUCGUGAGAAUUACCACAUGGAAGGCAUUCUAUGUACGGCACAUUUGA